Cydia amplana is the source of this 3149-nucleotide messenger RNA. RefSeq names its product NPC intracellular cholesterol transporter 1-like. Gene Ontology annotation, cellular component: membrane. Lineage: Eukaryota; Metazoa; Arthropoda; Insecta; Lepidoptera; Tortricidae. The transcript has a single exon. Bases 38 to 2848 code for a protein of 936 amino acids. The record is from RefSeq and is a predicted model, not a curated record.
GAAAAUUGAAAUUUUUCCUGUUACCCACAUUAAAGGCAUGCCAUCAAAAGAGAAAAUUAAGACCCCUCAACAACUAUGGGAGAAUGUUUCAUCAAGAUUUGUCCACUUUGUGGAGCAAUUAUUUUUCAUCCUCGGAGUACACGUUGGAAGACAUCCAGUGCGGACUGUUGUAUUAAGUUGGACCUUUGUGAUAUUAAGUGGAGUUGGAUUGAUGAAGUUCCAUAUAGAAAAGAACCCCAUGAAACUGUGGGUUCCACCUGAAUCAGACUUUUACCGUGACACAUAUUGGUAUGUUAACCAGUUUGGAACUGCCUUCCGCCUGCAGAGGGUGCUGGUGGAAGCCGAUGAUGUCCUGCAGCCUGAUGUACUACAAGCCAUAUACAACAUCACAGAGCAAGUAAAUACUCUUCGAGUUAGAUAUAAUCACACUGAUUACUCCAUAAAUGAACUGUGCUAUAAAGUCCCAGCUAUUACAAACUUUUUUAAUUUCAACACAAAAUCUGUGAAACAAGUGAGUGAUAAUUCUAGCUUAUCAAAAAACAAUAAAAAUAGUGAUAGUGAAUUUACAGAUCCAACAUCUUGGAUCGGUGAAGACUUUUACUGUGGAUUUAUUGAAAACUUUCCGAUGACAUGUUUGCAGCACAAUAUUGUAGAUUUGUUUAAGAAUGACUUAGAUUUAAUUAAAGGUGCAACUAAAUAUGACAUUGUUAGUAAAGUAAAUAGUGUUAAGAUUAACCCUGUUUCGGGUCAUGAUUUUGAUUAUACAGAGUUGCUGGGUGGCAUGAGUCAUGAUGAAAACGGAGACAUUGUUGCAGCCAAGUCUGUUAUACUGACUUGGUAUACAGAAGUAAAUAUGUCAGCCGUUGACUUGAAUGAAGUGGGUAAUUUAGUAGGGACUGAAGACUGGCUUACUGUGCCUCUUGGUUUGUGGGAACAGAAAUAUGUCGAUUUAAUGGUCACAUUAUCAAACAAUCUGAGCAACAUUACACUCUAUUAUGAAGCUGGAAGAAGUUUCGCUGACGUAAGUGGAGAUGCGAUAAUGCAAGAACUUGGUAAACUGUUCAUUGGUAUUCUUUUAAUGUUUAUGUAUAUACAGUUUGGACUCUCUAGAUUUACCUGGUUAGAGGUAAGGUUGACUUUAGGCAGCGUAGGUUUACUGUGUGUAGGUAUGGCAUAUAUCUCGGCCGUUAGUUGGUGUUCCGUCAUUGGUAUCUCAUUUGGUCCCGUCCAUUCGUCUCUACCAUUUCUCCUAAUGGGUUUAGGUGUAGACGACAUGUUUGUAAUGCAAGCUUGUUGGGAAAAUUUACCUGAAGCUGACUCGCGAAAGAGCAUCCCAUAUAAAGUGGGGCUGAUGCUGAAACACGCAGGCGUGUCCAUCGUCAUCACUUCCUUCACUGAUAUUGUCGCCCUACUGAUUGGCGCCAUCACAAUUUUACCAUCGUUAAAAUCUUUCUGUAUAUACGCGGCGUUUGGGGUAUUUUUCAUUUUUUGUUACUCUGUUACUUUCUACGUAGCUGUGUUUACCCUGGAUAUAAAGAGAAUAGAAGCGAAUAGAAAUGGUAUCCUAUUUUGUUAUCGCCACAAAUCUCCAGUUUCGCUGGCUAAGGAUAAGACUACUAUGCAAAAAUUGUUUGCAAAAUUUUAUAAAAACGUGGUUUUUACUACACCUGGUAAAAUAAUAGUCAUUAUAUUUACAUUGGCUGUAACAGGAUUUAGCAUAGAAGCGAUACUUAAAUUGGAACAGAGGUUUGAUCCUAAAUGGUUUAUUCCCGAAUAUUCUGACUACAAGCAGUACCUGAACGUUCACGACCACUAUUACCCAGAAGAAGGGCAUACAGCAAUGGUUUUCCUCGGAGAAAUGGAUUACCGCCAAGAACUGUCGCAUUUGUAUAAUAUGACGAAAUCUUUGGAAAAUAAGACGUAUGUUAAGGAUGUUGUUACUUGGCUCCAUCCUUUUCACGGAUAUGUACAAAGUAACUUCCAUUUAGAUGUGUACAACUCAACCGCCGUUUCAAAGGAACAGUUCAACUUGUAUUUAUCUAAGUUCUUAUUUAGUCCAAUCGGUGGAAGAUACCAAAGGAAUUUAAAGUUUUCAAAACCGUUUAAGUGUGGUCAAUCGGCAACGACGAUAAAGGCAUCUCAUAUAUCAUUUAAAUUUACAAAAUUCAACGGACCAGACGAAUACAUUCCGGCAAUGAAUCAAGUAAAGAAUUUAGUGGAGAAUGCGUCCAUAUCUUCCGGUGACGGAUAUCGCAGCGUAUGGUCGAAAGUCUUCGCCAACUGGGUCACAGAUGAAAUCAUAGCUGUCGAAGUCGAGAGGAACGUAGAGUUGGCUCUGCUGUGCGUCAUGGUUUGCACGGCAGUCUUGAUAACAAAUCUGCAGAUGUGUUUUUGGAUAUUCAUGUGUGUUCUAUUAACAAUAGUAAAUGUUUUAGGUUUUAUGCAAAGAUGGGGGAUGACUGUGGACAUAGUUUGCUGUAUCGGACUCGAGCUUGCAAUAGGUUUGUGCGUGGACUACGCGGCGCACGUAGGACACACGUUCCUCACGAUUCCUGACGGCUCUCGAUCCGAUAGGGCUUUCAAAACGAUCACGGCAAUAGGCGGUGCGGUGCUGUUAGGUGGAGGGGCUACCUUACUUUCCUUGUCUCUUCUAAGCAUGUCACAAGCUUACACUUUCCAGACAUUUGCCAAAAUUUUCCUUCUCGUCAUAAUUUUCGGCUUAUUCAACGGGUUGGUGUUUCUGCCAGUGGUCCUGUCGUUAAUAGGACCGGCAGGACAUAAAUCAAACGUAAAAGGGCCUGAAGAGGUAGAAAUGAACGGAAAACAACGCGCUCUAGAAACAGAAUGAAGAAUACAUAUAUAUCGCGGAAACCGGCAAUUUUCAGGACAAUGCCUAGAAAUUGAUUUGUAAGAGCUGGCGUGACUGGAAACGUCGAUAGAUUAGUACAAAUCUUGUGCCAGCUUUCAUGAAUCGUCUUGCAGCUCUUCCGAUCUUCAGUACGGCAACAUGGCAACCACGUGCUCAGAAUGUGUGAUAGUAAAUACGAUGAUAGCGACAGAUUAGAUUAUGAUUAUUAAUUAAUAAAUGUAUGAUCCACAGCAAUGUAUUUAAUAACAACUAAUGAUAUAUUUUUUGUUCACUAGUCAUG